AUGCAGUCAUGUUCAUCUAAGUUGGCCAGUGCUUUAAAGUGUAAAAACUCAUUGUGCGACAGGUAUUUUGCAAACAAGUCUAUAAAGGGACAUUAAGAUUAUUUUAGAAUCUUACAACACUAUUAUGCACUCUUCUAUUAUUCUAUUAUUCUUUAGAAGUCGUACUGACAUGGAAUUUAAAUAUAUGCUACACGACUCUCAUUUUACAAUCGAAGGUAAUGCGGUAAAAGAUUUUGGAAUUGUCUAUGACAGUGAUCUAAAUUUUCGUUCCCAUAUAGAUGUAUCAUGCUGUACAGCUUUAAAAGUUCUUGGAUUUCUUAAGUUGGUUUACAACAAAUUUAAGUUGAUAACUCUGCUAAAAGCAUUAUAUUGUGCGCUUGUAAGAUCUAUUUUAGAAUUUGUUUUUAUUAUAUGGGAUCCUGCUAAGGAUAUCAACUAA
Messenger RNA from Cinara cedri, 439 nucleotides. The record is from the annotation of a GenBank genome assembly. NCBI's taxonomy places the organism in Eukaryota, Metazoa, Arthropoda, Insecta, Hemiptera, Aphididae.